This is a messenger RNA of Salvelinus fontinalis (brook trout), 3400 nucleotides long. RefSeq lists its product as uncharacterized. The transcript is spliced from 8 exons. The record is from RefSeq and is a predicted model, not a curated record. NCBI's taxonomy places the organism in Eukaryota, Metazoa, Chordata, Actinopteri, Salmoniformes, Salmonidae. Bases 279 to 2921 code for a protein of 880 amino acids. Gene Ontology annotation, cellular component: membrane. Gene Ontology annotation, molecular function: opioid growth factor receptor activity.
GCGCCAGUGUUUCGAUUUACGGUGAGUAUAGAAAGCAGUGACAGGAAGAAACGAAAGUGAAAAUGUGAACAUAUUAUUCGAAUCCGAAUGCAAGAUAUCGUGGUGGCUCUCGUCAUUUAGUUAAUCAUAAAAUUAAUAUUUGUUACCUUGGAACAUUUUGUAUAGACUACGGCGUAGUCCUACAUCAUUAUCUUGUGCGCAGCUCCGGAGUUAGUGGGCUUCUAAUGAUAAUAGGAACAGGUCUGCGAGCAGCGCUAAAAUUGCUAAAUUGAGACGACAUGUCUAGGAUGUUUCCCGGGAUUAAACGGUUUAGGCACAAACGCACUUUAUUACUGGUUCCAGUUCUCGCUUACAUGGGCCUGCGCUGGAAGUCGUUCAUACCAAAUUGUUGGCCUUGGCUGGAACGCAUCUGGAGAUUUAUCAUGCCAAGUUAUCCUAGUCCGAAUUCCCUUCCCAGAGAUGAAGUGGAGAGUCAAGAGUCUCAAGUAAGUGUAGUAGUGGAGCCUUCUGAUUCCCUUCCCAGAGAUGAAGUGGAGAGUCAAGAGUCUCUAGUAAGUGUAGUAGUGGAGCCUUCUGAUUCCCUUCCCAGAGAUGAAGUGGAGAGUCAAAAGUCUCUAGUAAGUGUAGUAGUGGAGCCUUCUGAUUCCCUUCCCAGAGAUGAAGUGGAGAGUCAAGAGUCUCAAGUAAGUGUAGUAGUGGAGCCUUCUGAUUCCCUUCCCAGAGAUGAAGUGGAGAGUCAAAAGUCUCUAGUAAGUGUAGUAGUGGAGCCUUCUGAUUCCCUUCCCAGAGAUGAAGUGGAGAGUCAAGAGUCUCAAGUAAGUGUAGUAGUGGAGCCUUCUGAUUCCCUUCCCAGAGAUGAAGUGGAGAGUCAAGAGUCUCAAGUAAGUGUAGUAGUGGAGCCUUCUGAUUCCCUCUCCAGAGAUGAAGUGGAGAGUCAAGAGUCUCAAGUAAGUGUAGUAGUGGAGCCUUCUGAUUCCCUUCCCAGAGAUGAAGUGGAGAGUCAAAAGUCUCUAGUAAGUGUAGUAGUGGAGCCUUCUGAUUCCCUUCCCAGAGAUGAAGUGGAGAGUCAAGAGUCUCAAGUAAGUGUAGUAGUGGAGCCUUCUGAUUCCCUUCCCAGAGAUGAAGUGGAGAGUCAAGAGUCUCAAGUAAGUGUAGUAGUGGAGCCUUCUGAUUCCCUCUCCAGAGAUGAAGUGGAGAGUCAAGAGUCUCAAGUAAGUGUAGUAGUGGAGCCUUCUGAUUCCCUUCCCAGAGAUGAAGUGGAGAGUCAAAAGUCUCUAGUAAGUGUAGUAGUGGAGCCUUCUGAUUCCCUUCCCAGAGAUGAAGUGGAGAGUCAAGAGUCUCAAGUAAGUGUAGUAGUGGAGCCUUCUGAUUCCCUUCCCAGAGAUGAAGUGGAGAGUCAAGAGUCUCAAGUAAGUGUAGUAGUGGAGCCUUCUGAUUCCCUUCCCAGAGAUGAAGUGGAGAGUCAAGAGUCUCUAGUAAGUGUAGUAGUGGAGCCUGAAUCCAUUCCCAGUGGAGAAGUGGAGGUUCCGGUUCUCAGGUCAUUUGAUAUUGAAGACACCGAUGAAUACUCCUGCAUGUAUGACUCGACAUGGGAGGAUCAUCCAAAUGAAGAAACAAGUGAAAGAAGGACCAAACAUUCAAAUAAGUUUAACAGAUUCAGAAGUGCAGCAAGGGAUAUGCAGAAGUACAGGCAUGAUUAUCCAGGGCAAGGAUCAAAGUUGUACUUUGGCGGGCAACAAGAUGAAAUGCCUAAUUUACAGUUCUACUGUGGACAAAUACCCUCCUCCCCUGAUGGUGUCUUCAUUGAGGACUUUCACAAUAAAUGGCACAGGAAAUAUUCAAAACUGGAACAAGUUCACUCAUACAUCCAAUGGUUGUUCCCACUUCAAGAACCAGGAAUGAAUUAUCAAGCCAAGGAACUCACCAAGAAGGAAAUUGAGGCUUUCCUUGAAGAUGGCACAGCAAAGCAGAGGCUGGUCGCAUCCUACAAGCUCAUGCUGGACUUCUACGGCAUAGAGCUGUCAAAUGACAUAACAGGGGAAGUGAAACUUGCGAAUAACUGGCGUGAGAGAUUUGACAAUCUGGAAAGAAACACACACAACAACCUGCGCAUCACCCGCAUCCUGAAGUGCCUGGGCACUCUGGGGUUCCCCCACUACCAGGCCCCACUGGUCCACUUCUUCCUAGAGCAGACUCUUGUCAAAGACAAGCUGUACAAUGUGAAGGAAAGUGCCCUCAACUACUUCAUCUUUGCUGUCAUUGAUAAGCAAGAGCGCAGGAAUUUAGUUAAGUAUGCCUACGCGCACUAUGAGCCCAAACAUGAGUUUGUGUGGUGCCCCAAGACAAUCCAGAGUAUAUUUAGGGAAGAGACAUUCCCAGAUUAUAAAAACUCAAUUGAUCUUAAACAGGUUAACAUUGACAACACUGCCAGUUAUCGGCAAAACGAUAAUGCACAAUCCAGUUAUGGAGCUUCUGAUAGAGGUAGCUCUAUAACUACCUCCAACCCUAGUCAACACCCCACCAUCGAUUCUCCGAAGCAAUCAGAUUAUCAACCUAGCAGUGGACAUCUAGAGGGAAAUACUAAUAAUUGGAGAAAGAGAGCUGCAGAUAAGCCAACAGAGCAUGAACUUCCCAAACGUAUCAACGUUUCAGAGGGAAUGACUAAUGUUGAUCAUGAUGAAAGAAAAAAUAAGGGAGCAGAUAGUGAACCAAGCAAUGAUGUUUCAGAGGGAAUGACUAACACCAAUGGUCAUGAGAGUACAGAUGAGCAACCAGAGAGAGACAGUGGAGAUUUUGAGGGAACCACAGACAGCAAAGAUGAUGGUGCUGGGGAGAAUAAGGGAGCUGCAAGUAAGCAUUUAGAGAGCGAACCAUGCCCUGACGUUUCAGAGGGCAAUAUUAGCACAUCCCGUGAUAGUUAAUUGAUACCAAAAGGAAAUAUUCAGUGUUUGACGUAAUGGUGACGAUUGAUUAGAGUAUUCAACCAUGUCAUGCACUAAUAAAGGAACAUUAUGUAUGCCAUCUAUUCUAAUCAUUUCCAUUUAUAUGAACAAAUGUUAGUAAAUCAAUUUAUUACUUCUGAUUACAUGUAUAAUAUAUCAGUGGGUUGUUAUCCACAUUUUUCAAAGCAACACCAAUGUUAUACUAUUGAUUACUGUUUUCAAACCAGCAAUGAUUAUAUUAGUGGUUUAUUUUGUAAUAGCAUAUUUUUAGUUUUGGGAAUUUGUUAUAUGGAGUUUUGGGUAAAUGUUCAGCUUUGAAUGACUAUGCUUGCCUCAGAAGGCAUUUCAAAAUACUUUCUACUGCUUAAAAUAUUGAAAAUAUCUUUAGUGCCUAACCACCAGGGGUGCCCUAAUGAUUUGUAUACAUUUGAUUUUAAUAAAAUAAUAGAUAAACAGAG